GGGCACACUCAGCCAGCGCUUGCCGCCGGGGUCCCCCAGCGCCGCAACAGGGGAGGGCACCGCGGUCCGCUGCUUCUCGCGCUUCAUCAUGUGCAAGAUUACGCUGAAAAAGCCAACGGGGGCGUAUUUCGAUGCGGGGCAGUUCGUGGCCGAGUACUACAUGAAACAAGCGGCGCCACAUGAAACCAACUACACUGCACGCCUAGAAGCGGCGAAUGGCAUGGGCCCGACAGUCCUGAACGACCCUACCGUGCUUAAGGUCGUUUUUGCCGUACGCUCCAAAAGCCACAAGGACAUUGGUCGCGUGCUAUUGAACGAGGACGAGCUGAUAGAGCGCUGCAACCGGCAAGAAGUGAAGUUCCCGACCGACCCGGGGGUCACCAUCUUCCGCAGCGUGUACUGCAUACGGCACGUGUUUGGUGUGGACAACCUGUACGACAUGUGGCUUGUACGGCGCAUGGACGUGCUGGUGGGGGUGCAUGGCUCGGCGCUGACAAACGCGAUGUUCAUGCGGCGCGGGUCCGCGCUGAUUGAGCUGCGGCCCUUUGGUUUUAGCGGCCGGGAGUCCUGGCCUAACAUAUACAUGAAGGCCCAGACCCGCCACAUGGAGGUGUUCUGGUUCGGUAUCGAUGUCAUGAACGCCUCCCUCUCCACCCCCGGGGACUUUGAGGCGGACAUGCAGGACAUCUACACGCGCGCCCGGGGCUGCCUUGCGCGGGACCGCAACCUGAUCGUCCCGUGGGUCGCUCUGUCGCACCAGCUGCUCAACAUUGCGGUUGUGAGCCGCUCCGUGUGGCGGUACAAGGUGCUGAGGUACAGCCACGCCUACUACGUGACGCAUGACCUCAAGGCCGUGGAGGCGCCAGGUAAGGAGAAGUGGGUGGCUCCGGAGCUGCUCACCUGGUUCACGGACCUGGAUGCGGAGCGGGCGAGGGCGGCAGCCAUCCCGCUCACACCGGAGGGCGAGGCGGCUGCGCAGACGGCGGAGGAGCAGCUGAUGGCGGCGAUACAGCGGAAGCGGCGGGCAGCUGAGGCGGCGGCGGCUGCGGAGGAGGAGCAGGAGGUGGCGGAGGGGGGAGGAGGAGGGGAUGUUCGGGGGGCACAGCAGGGCGAGGCGCAGCAACGCACGGGCGGGGUGGC
Molecule: messenger RNA, 1140 nt
Organism: Astrephomene gubernaculifera
Lineage: Eukaryota; Viridiplantae; Chlorophyta; Chlorophyceae; Chlamydomonadales; Astrephomenaceae
Source: the annotation of a GenBank genome assembly